Molecule: messenger RNA, 3380 nt
Organism: Drosophila willistoni
Lineage: Eukaryota; Metazoa; Arthropoda; Insecta; Diptera; Drosophilidae
Product: mucin-2
Exons: 3
Coding region: 18-3194 (1058 amino acids)
Source: RefSeq, a predicted model, not a curated record
UCACCUUUAAAAAAAAAAUGGAAAUCCAUUUGAGAAUGCAACGCAAUAGCUGCAAGUUAUUUGCCCUCAUCUUCCUGCUAUUGAAUCUCAAUAAUCAUAUGGCAUAUGGACGGCCUGAUGUACGGCAAUCGCCAUUUGCAUUAGAAUUGCAACCACCUUUGGUCGAUACACCAGACCAGACCGCUGACUUCAAUGAGCGAGCUGUCGAUAGCUAUGGCAAUCCGAUUGAUUCCCUUCAUCCCAUCGAUACGCCCGAUGGCCGUAAAGUAGUCAGUGCACAGGGUUUACAAUUCGAGAUACCCACCUAUGCAUCGGGCAUAACAGAGAUACGAAAGCCGGCGGAUGAUUUGUUGCCGCCGCAUAUUGGUGAGUUCUUCACAGCACAGCAUAGAACGAGAGGAGCGGCGAGUGGAGCAGCAGACGGCGGUGUCAGCAACAAUAAGAACACAAAGAACAAGAACAGCAGCAGCACCACCAACAACAAUACAAAUACCACUACGAACACAAAAAGCAAUCACAAAAAAGCCAAUGCAAAUGCACCACUCACUCGCACUCGCACUCGCACCACUAGCAUUAGCAUUAGUCCAAGCAGCAUUGUAUCCAAUCACAUUAAACGCCAAAUAACCAACCAAACGCAUCUAACUACUAGCACCCCACUCCCCCAGCCUAGAAAUCAAAAAUUUCCCAUUGCACCACCAAGUCCUGAGCACGCAGCACCCCCCUUUUCCCUGCUCACAUUGAAUCCGGUUUUUAGAAUUAAACCCAGUCCCCGCGUUAUCCCAAAGAUGCCUUCAAAUCUUUGUCCAUUUGAAGCGAAAUACUCAACUCAAACACAUCCCUCUCAAUUAGAUGCCAUAGCCGUGGAUGAUACGCCUCGCAUGUCCAGCACGUCCAACAUCAGCGACAUCAACACCUCCACCACUUAUUCGACGAGUUCAUUUGCACCACCAACACUUGCCAUUUCACUAACACCACCACACCAAACCACAUCGACUGAGGUGGAAGUGGAACAGGCUCAUUUAGUGCCCUUACCAGAGCAGCAGCAGCAGCAGCAGCAGCAGCAGCAGCACCACCACCACCAACAACAACAACAGCGUCAGGAGAGUGUCCAUGCACCACAAUUGGCAAGUGGCACUCUGCCCGACUACAUACGUGAGUUACAGCUGCAAGAUGCCAACAUAGGUGGACCAGUCGCGUGGACUCCAGCUACGGAUGGAGCACAGAAACCACUUAGUGUUAUUGCCUGGGACCUCUUGCCGCCAUUUGAAACGGAAACCGAGCAUGAGACCGAACCACAAAUCAUAACCGCGCAGCAGCCAAACAAAUAUGUUCAGGGUAUUCAGGAUCCCAUCACUCAUAAUAUUCAACUAAGUUUGAGUAGUGGCGGAAAUGGCCUAAAUCCGGUGGAUGCAUCACCCAUCACAGAGGGUCGCGUUGAAGUGGUAACUGUUGGUGAACGUCAACGUCCAGAAGGACCACCAAGUGCCCAUGGCACCAAUGCACAUGUGGGUAGCACCACUACGCCUAGAAAUCCAGGAAGGUUCCCAAAUCGCCAGAGGGGAACAGCUCACUAUAGCACCACGAAAUUAACCACAACGACAAGAAGGCCAACAACAUCAACUACAACUUUAUCAACUACAACUUUAUCAACUACAACUUUGUCAACUACAACUUCACGUCGACCAACCACCACUCAAGCACCAAGAAGUACUACUCCAUUGGAUCCUGCCUCCAUAUAUAAGCUAGAGAAGGGCGAAGAGGAAUAUGCUUAUACUUUGCCGCCUUGGCUACAGGAAGUAACCGAUUCGGAUCUCGAUGUAGCAGUCACUUUUAUAGUGCCAACCGAUAAUGAUCAAUAUAAUCAUACGUUGGCCAAUGAUUUAGAGCCACCAUUUGAGCCAUUUGUUGAUCUAAACAAUGUCCAAUUGACGCCCCCACCGACCACAGCGGGCACCACGACAACGACCACAACGCCAAGAACCACUACCACAGCUACGACGACAACAUCCACUUCACCUAAACCAGUCACGCAUAGCACCAUAACUAGCACCACAAGCACAGCAAGACCAAGAACCACUCAAAAACCGCAAAUUAAACCAAUUACAACUACUCUCGCAGCUCCUGAUAAAAAACCAGAAGAUGCUGAUCUUACCAAUCCCUUCGAUUCGGCAACAAUACCAACAUGGUUGCGUGACUUUGAUUAUCCCGAUGUUGGACCCGGUGUACCCUUCAACCCGGAUAAUUUUAAGGAUCCACCAGCUGGACAAGGAAUUGGAGUCGGAGUGAGCGGAGGUAGUAAACCGAAUGAUUUUAAGCCACAAGGUUUCACUGCAUCAACAGGAACUUCUGCAAAUAUCCCAGUCACAUCCAAAAUAACCACUUCCACACCGAAACCCUUUCCAAUCCCAACGACUUUAGCCGUAUCCUCUGCUUUUCCAUCAAAAGUAACGCUUACGCUUCCAGAACUCAAUCAGCAGCAAGGCCCAGGCGAUGAGGAUACAAAUACCGUAGAGCCCCCAUCGGUGCUCAUACCGCCCUUAUCCCAGCCAUUGGCCGAUGAAACUGUCUCCUCCAGUCUGCCAGUUGAUUACAAUCCAAGUACAAACUCUAUCAUCAAUUUUGCAGCACGUUUCGAUACAGCAGUAAGCCACCAACCCACUGAACCGCCACGACCAGCCACCGAUGAAUCCUUCCCACCAUUCAAUACAGGCAACGCCGACACAAAUCACAAAGUGGAGUACACUAAGAGCGAUGAGGGCAAGGUCAUAAGUACGCCAGUCAUUAGUAAUCAGCGUAAGGAAACUCCUGCUCCUGCUCCAGCAGCUCAGCCAGCUGUCAAUCCGGGCAAAUAUACUGGAGGAUUUGGUGCCCCGGCGGGACUACUCCGGCCCCAGGUAGCCUCCAAACCUGAUAUUUAUGUGGCUGGUGAUCAGCAUGAGUUUAGUAACAAUGUCAAGGGCACCAAGGCUCGUCCCACUUCGAAUCCUGGUCGUUAUAAUGGAGGUUUUGGAGCACCAUCGGGCGUACUAUCACCCCACUCGUCGGAGCCCCCGAGACCCUUCCAGCCGCAACAGCGUCAACAUCAGCCCGAACUGGUUUCCGCUGCUUCCAGUCACUCGACGACAUCUCGAUUCGGCGGACCACCCGGCAUUCUGGUGCCCUUCGACAAUGUCCAACGCUCCGAAGGCCAAUAAUAAUAGUCAGAGGAAGAGAGAUGAUGGGGUGAAAAAAUCGACCCACAUACUUUAAAUUAUUUAUAAUGUUCUUAUGUUAAUAAUUUUAUAAGUUGUCAUCGUGUCACGAUCGUUGUACUUAGUAACAAUGUGUAAACGAAUUUCACUCAAAUAAUAUUUGUAAAAAUUAAAAAUCAUAUACUAAAA